Messenger RNA from Platichthys flesus (European flounder), 2912 nucleotides. It is a transcript of the gene zmynd10, whose product is annotated as zinc finger, MYND-type containing 10. Gene Ontology annotation, cellular component: centriolar satellite; cytoplasm. Gene Ontology annotation, biological process: inner dynein arm assembly; motile cilium assembly; outer dynein arm assembly. Lineage: Eukaryota; Metazoa; Chordata; Actinopteri; Pleuronectiformes; Pleuronectidae. The transcript is spliced from 12 exons. Bases 84 to 1427 code for a protein of 447 amino acids. The record is from RefSeq and is a predicted model, not a curated record.
GGCAGCUUCUGUUUACACAUCAACAACUGGACGGAAGUUUGUUAACUUUUAAUUUCAGUUUCCAGUAGUUUCCCUCAACCACCAUGGAGUCUGUGCUCGUUCCUGCCGAGGCGGAGGGGUUCGUUAAGAGUCUGGAAACUUUCUCCAUCAAGGCCGUGGGCUCUGCGAGGUGGUUCAGGCAGCAUGAGUACAUCGAGAAACUGAACAUGCAAGCGAUCCUGAACGCCUCUGCCAUGCAGGAUGAGUUCAUCAAGGAGCUGCUGGUGUCCUAUGAGAAGAUCCCUCUCCUGGUCCAUGAGAUGAUCCUGGUGGAAGUGUGGAAGCAGAAGGUGUUCCCCAUCCUAUGUCAGCUGCAGGACUUCAAUCCUAAGAGCACAUUUCAUCUUUACAUGGUGAUCCACCAUGAGGCUACAAUCAUUAACCUUCUGGAAACGAUCAUGUUCCACAAGGAUUCCUGUGAGGCGGCGGAUGACGCUGUUCUUGAUUUGGUGGAUUAUUGCCACCGGAAACUCACCCUGCUGGCCAGUAAGGCAAUCAGGGAGAACACUACAGCUCAGAUCAACCUGAAAGAUAAAUCAGAUGUGUCCUCCAUAGAGGAGUUGCAGAUUCAAAUGGUUGCACUGGAGUUUGAGAUCUCGCUGAAGGCUGUGUCUGUGCUGCGCUACAUCACAGAUCACACCAACAGUAUCAGUGUCAUCAAUCGCAUGCUGUGCACCCAUAACAUGCCUUGUGUGCUGGUUCAGCUGAUCGACUGCUGCCCUUGGAGUCGCUGCAGAGAAGGGGAGGUGGAGAAGUACAUGAACAGCAAGUGGCAGAAGAUUCCUGUGGACGACCAUUUAAAGAUGACAAAACUUGACGGCCAGGUCUGGAUUUUGCUUCACAAUCUGCUGCUGAAGGAAGAUUGCCAAAGAAAAUACGACUUCAACAGAUUCAAUAAGAAUCAGAUUCUGAAGCUGCGAGGUUUCUUGACAGAGGUGCUGGUUGAUCAGCUGCCAAACCUGGUGGAGCUGCAGCGUUUCCUUGCUCAGCUCGCAGUCACAGACCCAGGCCCUCCGAAAAAAGAGCUCGUUUUGGAGCAGAUCCCCGAAAUCUGGAACCACAUUGUGAGUGAGAACUCCGGGAAGUGGAAGGCAAUAGCAAAGUAUCAAGUGAAAGAAACGUUCAACCCGUCCGAAAAUGACCUGCGACUACAUGCAGAGAGGUUGGCUCAGACGUACAACUUGGAUGUGAUGGAGAGUUUACUCCCUGAGAAGCCAAAGUGUGGAGGCUGUGGGAAAGAGGCGGCAAAGAGAUGCUCUCGCUGUCAGGGGGAAUGGUACUGUAACAGAGAAUGUCAGGUGAAGCACUGGCCGAAGCACAAGAAAGCGUGUCAGCUCAUGGUCGAGGCCACAGAGAAGAUCCAGAUGGAUCUGCACAUCCAGGACUGAAAGACAAACCGUUGCUCACUAAUGUAUAAACUGAUGGAAAUUGCAAGAUGUUACUCUUUAUUCCAAAGAUGUGUGGAAAACAUGUGGACAUUUAAUUUUUACAUUCUUGUAGAUUAUAAAUAAGGAAUCUUCUUUCUUUUAAUGCUUGGAAGGUUCAUCCCCUGUUACAGAGUUUAGCUUUUCCUUUUUGUUUUGAACCCUGUAGUGUUUGUUCCUAUAUCAUAAACUAGAAGGGAACGCAGAGAGUGAAUCCCUACGCCAAGGCUGGCUGGUUAAUCUGCAUAUAGAUGUAUUUUGAGAUCAGAUACAUACACUCCUGAUCAAAAUCUUAAGACCAGUUAAAAAAUUGCAUGAAGAAGAAAUGGGAACAAGAGCCCAAAAGUUGUGAGCAGGCGAUUUAUUGAAAACAACAAUUUAACUCAAAUAGGCUGUUCAUCAGCUGAUCAAAAGUUUAAGACCACAGCCUUUAAAAGCCAAAAUCUGUGCAAAAAUUUGGAUUCCAUGUCAUUUCCUGUCAAGUAAUCACACUGUGAACAUCUCUUGAUGGCAAAGGCAAAACAGCUCGCCGUCUUUGAACGUGGUAGGAUUGUUGAACUGCAUAAACCAGGCCUCUCACAACGUGCCAUCGCUGCUGAGGUUGGACACAGUAAGUCAUUUUGCAUUUCUUAAAAGAUCCUCAGGGUUAUGGAACAAAAAAUUCAAGUGGUAGACCCAAAAAAAUCUCAUCGGCGCUGAGCCGGAGGAUCCGAAUGGCUGUCUGUCAAGACACGGGACGAUCCUCGUCCCAAAUUAAGGCCAUUACUGGUGCUGACUGCAGCCCAAUAACCAUCAGACGGCAUCUGCGAAGGAAGGGCUUCAAAAACAAGAACAUCUUCAAAGCCCACGUCUCCUUCAAUGCCACAAAAUUGUCCGUUUAGACUUUGCAAGGGAGCACCAAACAUGGGACAUUCAAAGGUGGGAGAAAGUUUUAUUCUCUGACGAGAAAAAAUGUAACCUUGAUGGUCCUGAUGGCUUCCAACGUUACUGGCAUGACAAGGAGAUGCCACCUGAGAUGUUUUCUAUGCGGCACAGUGGAGGGGGCGCCAUCAUGAUCUGGGGUGCUUUUUCCUUCAAUGGAACAAUGGAGCUCCAGGUUGUGCAGGGGCGUCAAACAGCAGCUGGCUAUGUGGAGAUGUUGCAGCGGGCAUCCCUCAUGACAUGUCCCUCGUCUGUGUGGUAACAACUGGGUUUUUCAGCAGGACAACACUCCAAUUCACAAUGCCCGUCUGACCAUGACUUUUUUCCAGGAGAAUAACAUCACUCUUUUGGACCAUCCUGCGUGUUCCCCUGAUCUUAAUCCAAUUGAGAACAUUUGGGGAUGGAUGGCAAGGGAAGUUUACAAAAAUGGACUUCAGUUCCAGACAGUGGAUGCCCUUCGUGAAGCCAUCUUCACCACUUGGCGCAACAUUCGCACUAGCCUUUUGGAAACACUUGCAUCAAGCAUGC